CUCUCUCUACGCUUUACGUGAGGGGUAACCACAGCUGUUUGCUUUCUUGCUUACGCCCUGUUGCUGCUAUUGCUAGGUGCUUUAUCGAUCUCGACCGAUCCUAUUAGGUAUUCAGCCAACCAGCCGACAUAUCGAGAGACACCAAAGAGGCAAUUCCGACAAAGACAGGAACCAACGUUAAACCACCAUGUCGAGCGCCCAAGGUGGAGGGGACUCGAAGCUGUUCGCUCGGGGGAAAGUCGCCGAGCUGCGACUCGAGUUGAACAGCGGCGGAAAGAAGGAUAAAAACUUCACCCAGAAAAAGAUUGCUCUGAAGAAGAUCGUCGCCAACAUGACUAUGAGCAACAAUGAGAUGGUCUCCCUCUUUCCCGAUAUAAUAGGUUGCAUGCACAUACAGAGCUUGGAGAUCAAGAAGAUGUGUUUCUUGUUCCUAGUUAACUAUGCGAGGAUGCGCCCCGAGAUUGCGAUCAAAGCAAUCCCAUUCCUACAGCAUGAUAUGGAAGAUACGAACCCGCUAGUCCGAGCUUUGGCUCUUCGAACUAUGUCCUACGUUCACGUCAAAGAAUUCGUCGAAGCUACAGUCCCCAUCGUCAAGCACCUACUUCGGGACUCCGAUCCUUACGUGCGAAAGACGGCCGCCUUCUGCGUCGCGAAAUUGUACGAUCACGAUAAGUUCAUGGUCGAACAGUCCGAUCUGAUAGAUAGGCUUAAUCAGCUUCUAAGAGACGACAACCCUACAGUUGUUGCGAGCGCGUUGGCCGGAUUGAUGGAUAUAUGGGAACGUAGUGAUUCUAUUAAGCUCACUAUCGACUAUAGCAAUGCAUCGAAGAUGGUAGCAAUCUUACCAGACUGUUCCGAGUGGGGCCAAACAUAUAUCCUCGAAGCCUUGAUGUCCUAUGUGCCUCAAGAAUCAGGGGAAGCCACCCUGCUAGCCGAACGUAUUGCGCCGCGCUUAUCUCAUUCGAAUUCGGCUGUUGUGUUGACCUGUAUUCGAGUGAUUUUGUAUCUGAUGAACUAUAUCGCAGACGAGAAACAAGUUUCGGCACUAUGUCGAAAACUAUCCCCGCCACUAGUGACGUUGCUUGCGAAGGGACCAGAAGUACAAUAUCUUGCUCUUAGGAAUGCGCUACUCAUACUCCAAAGGAGACCGGAUGUUCUUCGCAACGAUAUCCGCGUAUUCUUCUGCAAAUAUAACGACCCGAUCUAUGUCAAGGUUACGAAGCUUGAACUGAUAUUUAUGCUCGCCAACGAGAAGAACAUCGACGAAGUAUUAACCGAACUUAGGGAGUAUGCAACGGAAGUCGACGUUCAUUUCGUUCGGAAAGCAGUUCGCGCCAUCGGAAAGCUGGCCAUUAAGAUUGAGCCAGCGGCAAGAUCAUGCAUAAAUUUGCUCCUCGAACUUGUGGCGACUAAGGUCCCGUAUAUUGUCCAAGAGGCUACUGUGGUUAUCCGCAAUAUCUUCCGGAAAUACCCUAACCAGUACGAAUCAAUAAUCGGCACGUUAUGCGAACAUCUCGACUCUCUAGAUGAACCAGAAGCUAAAGCAGCAAUGGUGUGGGUCAUCGGGCAAUACGCAGCGAGAAUCGAAAACAGUGACGUCCUGCUUGAGGAUUUCCUAUACUCAUUCGCGGAGGAACCGGUAGAAGUGCAAUUAGCGCUCCUCACGGCCACCGUCAAGCUAUUCAUACAACGCCCCACCAAGGGCCAGGACCUCGUCCCCAAGGUCCUCAAGUGGGCCACCGAAGAAACUGACAACCCGGACCUCCGGGACCGCGCGUAUAUGUACUGGCGUCUCCUCAGCACAGACAUGAACGUCGCGAAACAAAUGGUCAUGGGCGAGAAACCGCCCAUCACGGCUGAAUCCGAGAAGCUUGACGCCCAGACCCUCGAGGAGAUGUGUCUCAACGUCGGCACGCUAGCCACCAUCUACCUUAAGCCGGUACAAACCGUCUUCCGCAGCGCACGUCCCCGACGCCUCCCCGACUCCCCCGCGCUCCAAAGACAUGCACUACCAACAGCGACCAACCUUCCCGCCUUUGACGCGCAGAAGAGCCUCAGCGCCUUUGGCAUGGGCGGACAACCCGUCUCCAUCCCUAAUACCGGGAACCCUCAGAACGUAUUCGGCCAGGAGAACAGCGGCAGUAUGGCCAACGCCGUUAACGACGCGGACGCGUACUUCGCCGGCAUCGGAAUCCAGCAAAUGGCCGCUAUGGGCAUCCACGAGGCGGGCGACAGCUCGUUCGGCGGCACCGGCACCGAAGCUUCGUAUGUGGUUAAUCAAUACGCGCCACAGCAGGUCCUGCAGCCGGCUCAGGGGGUCGGAAGUAACGGCGAUCUGCUACUUUUGUAGCGACCUACUUGUAACAAGGACAAGGACCAUAUGCCUUGCAUCCAUACUAAGUAUUUAGCUCACCUUGCAUAGGUACUUAGUGAAGAGUAAAUAUUUAGUCAUAAACUACCAUCUAAGGAGUAGAAGAAGAUACGAGGAGGCGAGAAGCACGAUACGACACGAUAGUUCAAAUAAGCCCAGAUAAAGGGCGCGGGGAGGCGAGCGGUUGGAAGUGGAAGAUUGCUCAGUGUAUGUAGAUAAGCCGCCGAUAUGGCAAUUGUCAGACUAGAAUACCUUACCUAUUGGUAAGGGAAAAGGAGAGAAAGAAAUAGGACAUUAAUGAUGAUACUAUCCAUUGUAUGUAGGUAUGUAUAUCAAUCUUCACGUACUUUCAA
This is a messenger RNA of Annulohypoxylon maeteangense, 2724 nucleotides long. RefSeq names its product Adaptor protein complex beta subunit. Gene Ontology annotation, biological process: intracellular protein transport; vesicle-mediated transport. The coding region runs from base 188 to 2350 and encodes 720 amino acids. The transcript has 5 exons. Gene Ontology annotation, molecular function: clathrin binding. The record is from RefSeq and is a predicted model, not a curated record. Gene Ontology annotation, cellular component: membrane coat. NCBI's taxonomy places the organism in Eukaryota, Fungi, Ascomycota, Sordariomycetes, Xylariales, Hypoxylaceae.